AUGUUUAGAAAACCUCUACGCAAACUCAACAAAACCUAUGAUCCUCAUUUACAUCGUCAUAUACAACAUCCCAUAACAAAUAUUGAAGCCUUCGUAAGCAUCAUCAAAUGUUCCAUUGGCACCGGAUGUUUGGAAAUGCCUAGAGCUUUUUGUAAUGCCGGCUGGCUAAAUGGUAUAAUAGGGACUUUCCUUAUUGGAGGCAUUAUGGUUUAUGCCAUACAUUUACUGAUUCAUGGCAUGUAUGAAAUUUGCCAAAGACACAAAGAAGCUUCCUUAACAUAUCCGGAAUGUAUGCGUUUUGCUUUAAUAGAAGGACCUCCCUGUUUGCGUAAGUUUUCAGUAAUGGCUGUUUGCAUUGUUGACUUUUUCAUGUGCCUGUACCACUUUGGCGUCUGCUGUGUCUAUGUCCUUUUCAUAGCUGAUAAUAUUAAGCAAUUGAUGGAUUUCUAUUAUGCCAAAUAUGAUUUUCAUAUGCAUGUUUUAGCCUUAACCUUGCCUUUGAUAUCAAUAUUCCUAAUACGAGAUUUAAAGACUUUAGUACCUUUUAAUACUUUGGCUAAUAUUCUCUUGUUUCUGGGCUUCUCUUUGAUCUUGAUAUACAUUUUAGAAGAUCUGCCGCCAUUGAGUGAGAGAAAAUUGUUUAAUAAAAUCGAUCGUUAUCCGUUAUAUUUUGGUACGGUGCUGUUUGCCAUGGAGUCAGUGGGUGUGAUCAUUGCCAUCGAACAUGAAAUGGCCAAUCCCAAGGACUAUUUAGGACUAACUGGAAUUCUAAGUUUGGGAUCAUUGGUGUCUCUCUGUCUCUAUGCAGCAUUUGGUUUUAUUGGCUACUGGCGUUAUGAUUGUCAGGUUUAUGGUAGUAUAACUUUAAAUUUGCCCCCCGAUUUGAUUCUCUCCCAACUUAUUAAAAUAAUGUUUGCUGUUGCCAUAUACUUGUCCUACGCCCUACAGGGUUACAUUACCGUAGAUGUUGUGUGGCAUCAUUAUUUCUCGCGCUGGUUUGAUCAGGAGGAUCAAACUAUAAUGGAAUAUAAUGUAAGAUGUUCGAUAGCAUUGGUAACAGUAUUUAUUGCUGUUAUAUCCCCCGAUAUUUCCAUAUUUCUGCCCCUAGUGGGGUCAUUUUGUUUAACCAUUUUGGGUUUUGUGUUACCGGCUCUAAUGGAUCUUUGUGUGAAAUAUAGCGCUGGUUAUGGCCGCUAUAAUUAUAUUUUGAUACGUGAUAUUUUACUCAUUAGUUUUGGCAUAUUUGGCAGCUUUAUUGGCACCUGGGUGGCAUCACAAAAUAUUAAAUUGAAAUAUGGCAAGAAAGAUGAACCUAACGAAAGUCUUUUAUAUUUUACAAACUUAUUAUAG
Molecule: messenger RNA, 1350 nt
Organism: Calliphora vicina (urban bluebottle blowfly)
Lineage: Eukaryota; Metazoa; Arthropoda; Insecta; Diptera; Calliphoridae
Product: proton-coupled amino acid transporter-like protein CG1139
Exons: 8
Coding region: 1-1350 (449 amino acids)
Biological process (GO): amino acid transmembrane transport
Molecular function (GO): L-amino acid transmembrane transporter activity
Source: RefSeq, a predicted model, not a curated record